AGGCGACCACGCAGUCGUUGCUGCUGAGCACGGCCGAGGCGCUGCUGCUCGUCGUGCCCAACGCGACGGACCACGACCACGAUCACGACCACGAUCACGACCAUGAUCACGACCACGACCACGGGACGGACGCGCCGACGACGGCCGUCCCCCUCGCGGCCGCCGGGGAUCUCAUCGUGGCGAAGGUGGUGGCCAUGCUGGUGCUCGGGAUAGUGAGCUUCGCCCUGGGAACGUUGCCCGUCAAGCUGGCCAAGUGGCUGCACUGGCCCAAGAACACGGAGAACGGCAAAAUCGGGCCGCACCAGCUCGUCAUCUCGCUGCUGCUGUGCUUCGGCGGCGGCGUGCUGCUCUACACCACGUUCCUGCACCUGCAGCCGGAGGUGCGCGAGGGCUUCCAACUGCUGCAGAGCAGCGGCGACAUCCCCGACCUGAAGCACGGCAUCCACCUGGCCGAGCUGGUGUUCUGCGCGGGCUUCUUCUUCGUGUACCUCGUGGAGGAGCUAGUGCACGCGGUGCUGGACCGGCGGCCGGUGGAGCGCGCCGACGAGGCGGUGCUGCACCGCACCAUGAGCCUGCGG
Molecule: messenger RNA, 578 nt
Organism: Gryllus bimaculatus (two-spotted cricket)
Lineage: Eukaryota; Metazoa; Arthropoda; Insecta; Orthoptera; Gryllidae
Source: the annotation of a GenBank genome assembly